AUGGAUGGGGACGCGGCGCUCUCACUCGAUGUCGGCCCCCCAGCGGCCCUCGCAGUUUAUGAUUUUCUCGAAUACCACGCACCACAAGCACCCAUCGCCAUUCCGGCGCAUUACAGCACGUGUACGAGCCCAUUUCGACUCGAGCACAGAGAGCGAUGUCGCACGCAGACCACGCCCACGAUCACACACACAGCCCAUACAGUUCCCCCGCCAGCGAGUCGUCUCCGAGGGCCACUCGGCCACCGAGCUCCCAUCUCCUCCCCCCGUCCCUUUCAGACCCCCGCUGCCUCCUACAGCCGCCCCGCCUCUGCCCGGCACCUCCCAUGCGAAGCCGGCCCUCAUGACCUCUGGAUGGGAGCCCGUGUAUCUCCCAGGCUCGGUCUCCGCACCCCCCUGCCCCUCGCCGCGACAGGCACGAGACUGCAUCCCACAGUGCCCAGGCCAGCCCUCAACCCCCGUCUGCUCGCUCCUUCUGGCUCGUCAGACUCGGUCAGCGACUCGGACCCAUACCCCAGAGCGGUUUCAGUCAACAGCUCAUUUGUCAUUCUCGACCCCAGCGACCCCGCACUCCCAUCUGCCGUUGCAAAACGCCUACUACCCUGUGCCGAGGACCACCCCGAAUGGGCCUUGCGCAAUGGUCGCCGACACCUCCGGUCCCAAUUCACCCGAGGCGUCAAGCAGGCUCGCCGAGAGCGCAAAGAGGAAGCUAGCGGCACCCUCUCGACGCCCAGACCCAUUCCGUACCCCCUCGAUUACUCACCCGAGACUCUGGCCAACAAUGCACUAGGCCAUUUAUUGCAUUCGAAUUAUUCUUCUUUCUCUAGUAUCAUUCAAGAACAGAAUGAGCCUCGGAGUUGCCUCGAUUUGGGCUGUGGGGGUGGAGAAUGGAUCCGAGGUGCCUUGCGUCAAUGGCCGACAUGCGAAUUCGUCGGCAUGGACAUUGUUCUACUUAAUCGUGCUCAAUUGUCCUCCCAGAAAGGCCCGGCUUCAGGUCGAGUCACUUGGGUCAAAGGAGACUUCCUCGCUGACCAACUGCCGUUUGACAAUGAGAGUUUUGACCGUGUGCACAUGCGCGACCUCUCGCACGCUAUACCCUACCACGCAUGGUCACUCUUGUUAUCAGAAAUUGCCCGGGUUCUCCAGCCGGGCGGCACACUUGAUCUAACCACAGAGGAUAUUAUUUUUCCUAUCUUGCCGCGUUCGUUGACCGCUCGUCCGACUUGGACCGAAAUCGCGACAUUUCGAGAGGCCGCAAGUGGGCGGAACCGUGAUCCUUCGCAAGAUGAAGAACGUCCAGGCACCAUGCGCCUGAGCGAUGCAAGUAUUGGCCCAGGGGGAAACGAGACGGUCCGCGGUAAAUCUGACGAGACGGUCCGAAAUCGGCAGCCGACCCCGACACCUCCCCCAUUCGCGACUGAACUAGGUUCGCUGUUACGGAUGAGCGAUGGCACUAGGGCUAGUUCGCGCCGUGGUGGCUCCACAACGCCCUCGGAAACCAUGUCGCGCUCGAGGGGCGAAUCCGUGUCCAAGCCCCGAUCGCGUUCUCGAGAUAUAUUGCGUGGGACCUUUAGCGAUGGCGAGAGCACCGGGGUGCGUGCCGGGAUCGGAAGGAUACUACGUGGUCCUAGGCGUUCGGCUGCAACAAGUCCGACCAGGGGCGAUUCGGACACAGCCACGGCGCGCAAGAGUGUUGCCCAGCCCUUGUUUGUCUCUUGUGUUACCGCUGCGGGAUCCAGCCCGAUUCUUCCCCCCGAGCCAGCGCGAGCCUCUUCUGAUGAACCACGUUCGGCAUCAGCUUCCAUGGGUUUGGGCGUUCCCUCUUUUGGAUUUGCCCUAUCCAGCGCUGCACUCGGCUCUGCGCUCUCUCUUCGCUCCAUGGAUGGCUCGAUACACCCCGGUCAGGCGUCUGUUCUCUCGUUGCACCCACCCCCCGCUGGUUCCAACACACACCUCGCGCAUUCAUCCGUUGUCUCGUUCCAGGGCCCGCUCUCUCCGCCCCUCACACCUCCUCGCAGGGAGCUCACGAUCGAACCAACGCCGCUUGGGCACGAUUACGAGCUUCUCGAGGAUCUCUACUAUGCGGUCUACGCAAAGCGGGAUAUACACGUUCAGCUGACCAAUUCGCUACCCGGGCUCAUGGAAUCGUGUGGGUUGUUCGGGAAUAUCGAUCUUGGUGAUCCCGUUACGGUUGACAUGCCCACGUACACCAAUAAAAGUUGCCGCCGGGAUGAAGCCCAUACGCCACCUACUCCUGACAUGUCACCCAAGAGCGGAAACCUAUCUUAUCCCUCGACGGACCGUGAUCACGUCAGCACUUCACCUCAAGUAUGUUCUCCAAGCGUGCGAGAAGCCAUGUGGGAAGAACUAGUGCUUCGACGCGAGCUGGGCGAUUCGGAUGACCAGCAUGUGCGACAGGAGCGUAUGCGAUUCGAAGACAUGAUUACGUCGUAUGCUGCUUCGAUCCAAGCACUGAUCGAUGUUCCAUCGAAGCUCACUGCGGGCGUGCAGUGGCGCAGGCCUGUGCCUCGCGAGCAGACACCUGAACAAAAAUGGGUUGCUGCCGAGUCGCAAAAGCUGCGCACCGCUUGGGCCGCGCGUGAAGCCUGCCAAGGACUGACAGGGUACUCGACUUGUAGUCGCCGUAUCCGCACUAUUAUUGCCACCAAGGCCUAG
Messenger RNA from Rhizoctonia solani, 2673 nucleotides. RefSeq names its product methyltransferase domain protein. NCBI's taxonomy places the organism in Eukaryota, Fungi, Basidiomycota, Agaricomycetes, Cantharellales, Ceratobasidiaceae. Gene Ontology annotation, molecular function: methyltransferase activity. The record is from RefSeq and is a predicted model, not a curated record. The transcript is spliced from 11 exons. Bases 1 to 2673 code for a protein of 890 amino acids.